UUUGUACUGAAAAGAAGAUAAUCUAACCUAAAAAAUAUAAUUUAGUUUGUCCCUUUUCCAUAAUUAAUUAGGAGAUAAAAGUGUAUACAAUCUAAUAUAACUCUACGACUUAUUUGUUUUCAAAAUGGUCAAAAGUGAAUACAGGGGUAACAAAAACGAGCCUGAACAUGUUAGAAAACUGUUCAUUGGUGGUAUUGACUACCGGACAUCUGACAUUACUCUGAAGGCACAUUUCGAGCAAUGGGGUGAGAUUGUCGACGUAGUUGUCAUGAAAGAUCCACAAACUAAGAGAUCCAGAGGUUUUGGAUUCAUAACAUACAAUUCGUCAAGCUGUGUGGAUGAUGCUCAAAAUGCAAGGCCCCAUAAAAUUGAUGGUCGCGUUGUGGAGCCGAAGCGAGCCGUUCCAAGAAAUGAAAUAGGAAGUCCGGAGAGUGGAGCUACGGUGAAAAAGCUGUUCAUCGGAGGUUUGAAAGAAGAACACGACGAGAGUUCAGUGCGGGAUUACUUCUCAAAGUUCGGCAAUGUUGUCAGUAUUAACCUCGUAGAAGACAAGGAGACCAAGAGGAAGAGAGGAUUUGGCUUUGUCGAAUUUGAUGACUAUGAUCCAGUCGACAAAGUCUGCUUGCUAGGCUCGCAUACUCUGAAAGGGAAACGUAUUGAUGUGAAGAAAGCUCUGAGUAGAGCUGACUUGGCCAAGUUUGGCUCUGGAGGAGGUCAGAGAGGGGGUCCAAGAGGAGGAGGAGGAGGAGGUGGAUUUGGUGGUGGUUUUGGAGGAGGAAGAGGUGGAGGAGGCGGAGGUUACGGAGGAGGCAGUGGAGGUGGAGAUUGGAACAAUGAGCCAAGUUUUGGUGGCAAUAAUCCUGGUUGGAGUGGUAACACGUGGGACUCUCAGCCAAUGGGAGGCAGUGGAUGUGAAUGGGGCGACAACAUUGGAGGCGGCGGAGGUGGGUACGGAGGCGGUGGAUGGGGAGGCGGCAACAGCGGAGGCGGUUACCAGCAGGGCUACAGUGGUGGACCCAUGCGCAGUAGCUAUUCCGCAGGCGGUGCCGGUGGAAGGCCAACGCCCUAUGGUGGCGGAGGAAGUGGAGGAGGUUAUGGCAGUGGAGGCGGAGGCAAUCCUGGCGGAUAUGGAGGAGGAAGUGGCGAAAGAUAUGGAGGCAGAAGAUACUAAUGGUUGCAACUCUAUGCCAAUACUGAAAAAGGUUUAUCUGAAGGCAAGCGUAGGAAGAACUGAGGUUGAAGAAUAGGAGACCUAGGAAAAGCGAAAUAGAAGACAGGCAGAAUAGAAAUUUCCAAACGGUGCGUGAGUUUAGUACGAGAUUGAGGCUGAUACAGGGUAUGGUAGAGUUCUGUUUCGUAUAUCAGGUUCCUUCAGGUCCGCAUGAAAUAAACAGUAUGAUGUGUACAUCAGGUUUGACUUUCUCCACAACUUAGAACAAUUUUCAGAAACUUUUCAGUAUUGGAUACAGUUGUAGCUUUUUAAAAACUCCAAAAUCAGAUUGAGAGAGUUCAAUGUUGUGUGUGUUGAUGUUCUAAUUUAUAGCUCUCUACAUCCCAUCCAUUUCAAACUGACCCGUAAUUAUAAUGACAGUCAUAAAUAUUAUGUGAAGUGUGAUUUUUAUAAUUAAGCUUGUUUUCUCAUCCUUACUUCCAAGUAGAAUAAGUGUAUUAGAAUUAUUAUUUCUUGAAUUUUGAUAAUUUAUUUCUUAGACUUGUUUGAUAAACGUAGCUAGAACUACUUUGGACUUGAAUCAAAGUUUUAUGAUAAUUUUGAUAAUUGCAUUGUAAAUAAUUUAUCUCCAAACAGUAUUAUUUCACGAAUUAAAUAGAAAUGUCCUCAUAGAAGGGACGCUUCCAAUGUUGAUUCCUUAAAAACUUUGACUUAUAAAUCCCAAAAUCACGAAACAUGAUUUCAUAGAAAUGUCUUGCAACAUUAAAUAAUAAUGUAGAAUUAUUCAGGAUUAAGUACCUAUUUAUCAUUGUUUUUGUUUAAAGUGAGUUUAUGCUAGUCUUGAACAGUGUUGAUUAAACUAUUGGUCCUCAUAAAUGAAUUUGUUAGUGUAGAAUUAUUUUUAAGUAUCUAAGUUCACCCACAGAACCAAAGUAUUGUGAUCAUUUGUAAGCUCUCUCACAUUGAGGAAUGAGGUUGAAUUAAAAAAUUAGAUUUUGUCAGUGUUUUUCUCAUUAAUGAUAAUUUUUUGGCAUGUGUAUCUUCCUAACGUGGCUAUUUUCAUGGCUUUAUAUGUCUAACGUAAUUUAUUGUAUGUUUGUAAGUGUAAUAAACGAUUUUCCACCAUG
Messenger RNA from Nilaparvata lugens (brown planthopper), 2298 nucleotides. RefSeq names its product heterogeneous nuclear ribonucleoprotein A1, A2/B1 homolog. Gene Ontology annotation, molecular function: RNA binding. The record is from RefSeq and is a predicted model, not a curated record. Lineage: Eukaryota; Metazoa; Arthropoda; Insecta; Hemiptera; Delphacidae. Bases 125 to 1171 code for a protein of 348 amino acids. The transcript is spliced from 8 exons.